GACCUUCGAUUACGUCGGACAAACCACCUAACCCAACGCCUCCUCCUCGCCGUUUAAAUACAGGGCGAAAAAAUUGCUGGGAAUUGAAAAGCGUGGGAAGCAAAUUAGAGUGAAGAAAACAAAAGAGAUGUGUUACAAGGUGGAAUGCAAAGCGUGCGGGAAAACAGGGUGGGGAGGCUGUGGGAAACACCUCGUCCCGCUCUACAACGGCAUCCAGAAGGGCAGCCACUGCCUCUGCCGCUCUUGGCCCGGCGUCGUCGCCGUCGCUCCAGUUCCCAGCUCCGCUUCGCUUGAGCAACCGGCCAGCAACCAGCUGAAAGAUGUCGACCAACCGCCGCCGCCGCCGCCGCCUGCAGCGGGCUCCGCCUCUGGCUCCGUCGCUACGGCCACCGCAGGUUCAGCUGGGGCCGAAGUUAAAAUAGCUUAGAGAAAUUGUCAUUUUGUGUGGCGUUUCUCAUAUAAUACGAUGAUGAUCAAUUAGUGUUUGAUUGUUGGAACUUGGAAGAACAAACAACAAAUGAUGGAUGUGUAAUAAGAGAUGUGGGGAAAUUUGUGG
This is a messenger RNA of Linum tenue, 556 nucleotides long. The record is from the annotation of a GenBank genome assembly. NCBI's taxonomy places the organism in Eukaryota, Viridiplantae, Streptophyta, Magnoliopsida, Malpighiales, Linaceae.